Pelobates fuscus (common spadefoot toad) is the source of this 940-nucleotide messenger RNA. It is a transcript of the gene THG1L, whose product is annotated as tRNA-histidine guanylyltransferase 1 like. Gene Ontology annotation, molecular function: magnesium ion binding; tRNA guanylyltransferase activity. The transcript has 6 exons. Gene Ontology annotation, biological process: tRNA modification. The coding region runs from base 14 to 898 and encodes 294 amino acids. The record is from RefSeq and is a predicted model, not a curated record. NCBI's taxonomy places the organism in Eukaryota, Metazoa, Chordata, Amphibia, Anura, Pelobatidae.
UCCAUUUCCGCUCAUGUGCUCGCUGGUCUUUGGUAGGUACUCGUGGUGUCCUGCGCUCGUACUGUGGCGGACCUCCAGAGGGGGUGCGGGGAUGGCGAAGAGCAAGUUUGAGUACGUGAAGGAGUUCGAGGUGCAGGACACCUGCCUGAGGAAUUGCUGGGUGGUGGUCAGACUGGAUGGAAAGAACUUCCACAGGUUUAGUGAGCAGCACAAUUUUACCAAACCCAAUGAUAUCCGCGCUCUUCAGCUCAUGAACCGAUGUGCCAAGAAUGUAAUGAAAGAGCUGGAUAAUAUCUGCAUAGCAUACGGCUCUAGUGACGAGUACAGCUUUGUCUUUCACAAGAAUUCCAACUGGCACAAAAGAAGAGCUAGCAAAUUUAUGACACACGUGGUUUCACAGUUUGCGUCCAGCUAUGUUUUUUACUGGAAGGAGUUCUUCUCAACUCAGCCAAUUCUAUACCCACCCGGAUUUGAUGCUAGAGUCGUGAUAUAUCCUACUGAGGAAAACCUAAAGGAUUAUCUAAGCUGGAGGCAAGCUGACUGUCACAUAAACAAUAUGUACAACACCGUGUUUUGGGCCUUGGUGCAGAAAGGCAGAUUAACACCAGCAAAAGCACAGGAACGGCUGCGGGGUACCCUUUCUGCGGACAAAAAUGAAAUUCUAUUUUCAGAAUUCGGCAUCAACUACAACAAUGAGCCAUUAAUAUACAGAAAAGGAUCUGUGCUUAUAUGGCAGAAGGUAAAUGAAGUCAGUAAGAAAAUUGUUAAGUUACCCAAUGAGACAGAUGAGCAAGAAGUGGAAGUGUCCCGCUGGCGAACUGAACCGGUCCUUUUGCACACUGACCUCAUCGGAGAACAGUUUUGGGAAGAACACACAGAUAUCCUCUCAUAUAGAUAAAAUAGGGGAAAGUUCUGUGGCUGAAUAUUUAAUGCAAAGAGG